Bursaphelenchus okinawaensis is the source of this 2683-nucleotide messenger RNA. The record is from the annotation of a GenBank genome assembly. NCBI's taxonomy places the organism in Eukaryota, Metazoa, Nematoda, Chromadorea, Rhabditida, Aphelenchoididae.
AUGGUAUGUUUUUUAUUUUGGCAUAAUCUGAGCCAGGGCCUUGUAGGCAUUUUUGAUCGGAAGGCGGGGGUCGAAAGAAUCCACAGGGGGGACCACGUUCAACUUUUCACAAAGAGUAGGAUAGGUUAAGGUAGGGUAGGGUAAGGUAGGAUAGGGUAGGGUAGGGUAGGGUAGGGUAGGGUAGGGUAGGGUAGGGUAGGGUAGGGUAGGGUAGGGUAGGGUAGGGUAGGGUAGGGUAGGGUAGGGUAGGGUAGGGUAGGGUAGGGUAGGGUAGGGUAAAGUAAAGUAAGGUAAAGUAGGGUAGGGUAAAGUAGGGUAGGGUAGGGUAAAGUAGGGUAGGGUAGGAUAGGGUAGGGUAGGGUAAACGCUAUAUUUUUCAAAUUUUUUUAGAAAAACGCUAUGACGAUCUCAACCCCAAUAACAAUAUUAUGCUUGGUACUGUUCUUUGCUUUUACAUUGUUAACGUACUGGACGUUACUAAAAAAGCAAGAAAUUAGUAAUUGCAUGCCAUAUUCACAAGAAAUGUCACAAAACAAAGAAAAUGAAAUGAUUUCAUCGGGUUAUUAUGUUGCUUCAUAUUUAACAGAGGGUGACUAUCACAAUAUUACUGGUGACAGUCAUGUAAGAGAUCUCCAAUUAAACGUUAAAAAUUUUUUAAAUUUUAAGAGUACAAUAACUAUUUUUCUGCUUUAUUUUUAUCUCUUUCAUCUUAUUUUUCUUUUUUUCUCUUCAGGUUUCAUGUCUUUUUCUUUACGUUUUUCUUCUUUUUUCUUCUUUUUUUUUGUAUUUUUCUUAAUGUUUUUCUUCUUUUUCGUUUUCUUCAUUGUGUUUUUCUAUUUUUUUCAUUAUAUUCUGCUUUUCCUUCUUCUUUUUCAUGUAGUUCUUCUUCUAUUUUAUAUAUUUCUUAAAGUUUUGUUUAGAUUGAAGAAAAUUUCACGAUAGAAACGCCAGACUUCUUACUAAAUCAAUGUAAAUAUAGAUCAGAAUGCCUCAAUGGAAGGGUUUCAAUAGACAACCGGCUUAGGGUAAGUAUAAUAUAUUGGAAAGGGUAAAAUUUUUACGAAGUUCAACUUUUAAUCAGUUCAGCGUUAGGCAGUUAACAAUACAUUUCAGUACUCAACAAAGCACAAGAUAGUCGGAUGUUUAGCCGAAAAUGACAUGACAAAAGUAGUGGAAACAAUGACUUGUUACCUAUAUGAUCAAAAGAUGUUCAACAGAGCUAAGACCUUCUUGAAGUAUAAUGAAAUGAAAAAGUAAGUUUGUCCUAGCUCAGAGCCCUAGCCCAGAACCCUAGCCCAGAGCCCUAGCCCAGAGCCCUAGCCCAGAGCCCUAGCACAGAGCCACAGCCCAGAACCCUAGCCCGGAGCCCUAGCUCAGAGCCCUAGCACAGAGCCAUAGCCCAGAACCCUAGCCCAGAGCCCUAGCCCAGAGCCCUAGCACUGAGCCAUAGCCCAGAACCCUAACCCAGUGCCCUAGCCCAUAGUUCUAGCCCAGAACCCUAUCUCAAAGCCCUAGCCCAGAGCUCUAGCUCAGAAUCCUAAUUUAGAGCCUUAGCUUAGAGCAUUAGCCCGUAGCCCUAACUCUAGUCUAGAAACCAAGCCCAGAGCCUUAGCUCUAGCCCUAGCGCUAGCUUCAGCUUUAUCCUUCUCCAUCUAGCCUCCUACCACCUAGCCCGUAAUAGACAUGAAGAACAAGCCAGGCUUAAGUGUUAGGCUCAGUCCGAUCUAAAUUUUGCUCAAGGCUGCCCCGGCAGGAUCUAAAUUUUAGUCAAGGCCGGGCCGGCUCGUUUCUCGUGUCUACAGCCAAUCCCCCUAACCUUAGCUUUAACCUUAUUUCUAGCUCUAGUCCUCCUUAGUUUAAAAAAAUUCCACUUCUUUAGGUUCUGCAUAGUAGUAUCAGAAGAGCGGUCGAUACCGAAGAUUUGGGCUGACUUUUCCAACCAAAACAUAGAUAUUAACAGUGUCUUACAUUACGCAGUAAUUCAAGAUCCUCUACAACGAUUUGUUGGGAAAUACAUUGACUAUUGCCUACGGUAAGUUGUAUUAGGGUAGGAGGUGGACCUGGCUUUCGGGUUGGGCUCAAAAGUUGGUUUGGCCCGGUCCGAAAGGCAGGUCUAGUAGGAGUAAUCUAUAUGGUUGAACUAAAAGUAGCGGGGCAGUUUUAUUUGAAAAGUAAAUUCGAAAUGUCCCAUUACUUUUGGUUCAACUCAAUAUAUAACAUUAGUCUUAAAUCUUACUGUAAUUUUAGUUCCCAAGCUUUCCAAAACUCAACCCACUGCCUCUCUUGUCAUCACAACAUAACCUGCUUCCUGGGUAAUCUACACUCUCAUCUACUACAACAUAAAAACAGCUCAUUAGCAUACGAGUUCUCACCACAAUCUUGGUAUUGCGACUUCAAUCGUCAUUUACAAAACUUCAAAAUUGUAAAAUACGAGGAGUUUCAUAAGGACUUGCCUAAUGUGUUUAUGCAAAUUAAAGAAUUUGGUAGUAAGAAUGGAGUGACACAAGAUGACAUAGACAAUGUUCAUGUUGACUUUGAAAAGGAGGUCUGGAAGGAGGAUAAGGUUGCUGACAAUUUGAAAGAAUUUUUUGUAAGGAAGAUUAAAAGCAACAAAAAGUUGCUGGAGUUGUUCUUGAAAGUGUAUCAUAUCGAUUAUAUUAGCUUUGGGUUUGGGUUGGAAUGA